This is a messenger RNA of Acanthocheilonema viteae, 1299 nucleotides long. The record is from the annotation of a GenBank genome assembly. NCBI's taxonomy places the organism in Eukaryota, Metazoa, Nematoda, Chromadorea, Rhabditida, Onchocercidae.
AUGUCUGUUUAUAUUUUACAUCCGCAAACCGUGACUACGCCAAGUUAUUCAUCGUCACUUCUUAAGACACGAAAUGUGGCAGCACCAAUUCUACCACGCUAUUGUACGGCACGACCGCUCACCAUGGUAGAGCGACAGUCACUUCGUGCAGUUAUUCCAGUGCAAAAUGUACAGCGGUCGGAGAAAGCUACUGUACUGCAGCAACCCAUUGAGGAGUUGCUGGGUCUGGGAGCUCCAGGCGAACACCCAGUUCGAAAACGUGAACGUUUGAAUCAUUUGACAGCAGAAGAAAAACAGAAUCGGCGUAAAUUAAAGAAUCGUGUGGCUGCGCAGACGGCACGUGAUCGCAAGAAGUACCGUGCGAGCAAACUUGAAGAAGCCGUUCGAAUGCUUAUCCUAGAGAACGGAAAAUUGCGAGAAGAAAAUAAAUGCUUAAAGAGAACAUGUGAAGAACUAAAGAGUCAUAACGUCGAGUUGCAGGAUUUGUUGAACAAUAACCAGGAACGUGAGGGAUCGUGCUCAGAGACGGAAUAUGCCAUCAUCGUCCCUUGGAUCUGCCGAAUCCAUUCGCGGUCCCCAGCAGAGGGAACAGGCGAUGAUGCGUUCAUUGCGGAUUUUAAUGCUUUUCUGUCUAGCGAUGAAAUGCAGCAAAUCAUUGGGGAAAUCUGCGCAGCUGACGGAACGGAUUCGACGUUGCAAGGUGCUAAUGGGACGGCACUCUGCUUCGAGCGAUUUUGUUCGAAAAUACUUAGUGAAACUGAUGAUACUGUUACGACGUCAGACACCGCUGAAUCGAACUACCCGAAAAGCGGCAACACGCGUCGAAUGGAUUGCACAACACCAAACAUCAUUAUAGCACCUGAAUAUUUAAAAUCGGACCCCGAAUCCUCUAGCUGUGUAGAUAUUGGUGAUGAUAAUGCAAUGAAAUAUAUGGAAUCAUCUUCUAUUGAUUUUGAUUUGGAUGACUAUGAAUUUAAAUGUAAACAAUCGCCCGACUACCCAUCAUUCGGUGCAUCUCUGAACACAUCGAGAGAUUUCAUUUCAUCUCCCUGCCCGCUCACUUUUCUUGACGACAUAAAGGGAGAAAACAGUGAUACUUCUUCACCUUUUAUUAGUGGUAAUGAUCCAAUGUUUUGUGUCCCCCACAAAUGGGACUGUGUGUAUCAAGUAGGUAUUUUCAAAAAUGUCUUGCUAAGACCAACGAUCUGGGAAGCGCGUCGAGUAUUUCCUGAAAUUGUGAUGCGUAUGGAACUCACUCGUUUUGCUGAUCUGAAAGCGGACCCCACCCUUGACGCAUAG